Molecule: messenger RNA, 2412 nt
Organism: Fusarium sp. VM40
Lineage: Eukaryota; Fungi; Ascomycota; Sordariomycetes; Hypocreales; Nectriaceae
Source: the annotation of a GenBank genome assembly
AUGAUGAACAAGACUCUUGCGAUUGCAAUUAGUGCAAUUGUCUUUAUCAGGCCUGCACUAGCGGCCUAUGGCAAAGACUUUACAUCCUUCGUCAACCCUUUUCUAGGCACUGAAGGCCCAACUCCAGGAUCAGCAUACCAAGGCGGAAACGUGUUCCCGGGAGCUACACUUCCGUUUGGGGCUGUAAAAGUCGGCAUCGACACUACGCGAUGGGACACUAGAUAUCAGGCAAACGCAGGCUAUACGCCUGAAGGUAACGUCACUGCCAUCACAAUGCUACACGUCAGUGGGACAGGAGGAGCUCCUACCUAUGGUUUAAUUCCUCAGAUGCCCCUCACGUCAAUUGAGGGCGUAAAUGUGCUCGACAACUUGACCUAUAUGCAGGAACGGGUAGUCCACGAUGUUGCCGAGGUCGGGUACUAUAAGACAGAAUUGAAAAAUGGUAUCACGGCGGAGGUAAGCGCCAGCCACCACACAGGCAUCAUGAGAUACAGGUUCCCAGAGAAUGUGGGCAGGCAUAUACUUGUUGACAUCAGCCACUAUCUUCCGACAAGAGGCAAGGAAACGCAAUGGUAUAGCAACGGGCGACUGGAUCGAAGUCCAGAUAUGACUUGGUAUAGUGGCUAUGGUGUCUACAGAGAAGGUUGGGCUCUUGGUGGAGAUUUCAAGGUCUAUUUCUGUGGAAGAUUCAACGCUACCCCUUCCGAUGUCCAGCUUUUCUCAGGCAAAUACACUGAUCCAUACUGGCCGAACACAACCGAUGUCAAGCCCACUUUCACCAGGGAUGAAGAGAUAAUAGGCGGUGUUGACGGAUACCAAUACGCCGAUAGGAUUGGUGCACUAUUCACUUUUCCCUCUAACGUUUCCUCCCUCACUUCCAAAGUGGGAGUUUCAUGGAUCUCGUCCGACAAGGCAUGUCAAUUCAUCGACGAUGAGAUAGCGCACUGGGACCUCAACAAAACUGUCACUCAAGCCAAGGACAACUGGAACCAUGAGGUUCUCUCCAAGAUCGACGUCCAGUCGCAAAACCCAACCCGGCUCAAGAUGUUUUACACGGCUUUAUACCACUCAUUCCUAAUGCCCUCUGAUCGAACCGGAGAAAACCCUUAUUGGAUCUCCGAUGAGCCCUACUACGAUGACUAUUACACUCUCUGGGACACGUUCAGAUGUACUCAUGCGCUCAUAUCCCUUCUCAAUCCUCGGCGACAGAUCGAUAUUAUAAGGAGCAUGAUUGACAUCUGGCGACAUGAACGUUUUAUGCCAGAGGGCCGUAGCCAUAACCACAACGGUCGUGUUCAAGGAGGAUCCAACUCAGAUAACAUCCUUGCAGACGCUUACGUUAAGAAUCUCGAUCGCGAUAAGCUCAUAAAUUGGACGGACGGCUAUGCCGCUAUGCGAACAAAUGCCGAGCUGCAGCCAUACAACAACUUUGACUUUAACGACCCGACAGGAAGUACAAAAGAGGGAAGAAGCGCCUUGGAUGACUGGAAGAACUAUGGCUAUGUCAGCACAAACUAUGGCAGAAGCGUGAGUAAGACUGUUGAGUACUCGUUGAACGACUUUGCACUCUCACAAGUUGCCAAGGGUGAACUACCAGCGGAUACUGCGAAAUAUCUCAAUCGAUCAAGGGGAUGGCAACAUAUUUGGCGCCAAGACGUACGGUCUCAAAACUUCAGUGGCUUCCUCGCUCCCUUACAUUCGAAUGGCACUCUUCAGGAACCUUAUGAUCCACUGUCCUGUGGAGAAUGUAACUGGCAGUCAAUCUCUUAUGAAGGAACGCCAUGGGAGUACUCUUUUGGUGUUCCACACGACAUGGUCACCCUCAUCAAGCUCAUGGGUGGUCCAAAGACUUUUGAGCAAAGACUAGAUACAAGCUUCAUACCAGGGCUUGGGGCCGAAGACCAGGGUAACAAUGGCAUUGGUUCCAUGAUAUACAAUCCAGGUAACGAGCCAAGUUUCAUGACGCCGUUUCUCUACAACUAUCUACCAGGAAAGCAGUGGAAGAGUGUCAUGAGGAGCAAGUCUAUAAUAGACGAAUUUUACAACGCCGAAUCAAGUGGUAUUCCUGGAAACGACGACGCAGGCAGCCUGAGUAGCUGGCUUGUCUGGAACAUGAUUGGUUUGUACCCAGUUGUAACGCAACCAGUCUAUCUUAUUUUAGCACCUCGAUUUGAGGAUAUAUCCGUCCAAUUGGGUGGAGCGGGGAACACCCUACGCAUCACGGCUGCGGGUUUCGAUAAGGGACCCUAUGUGCAGAAGUUGAAAGUCAAUGGAAAUCCAUGGAGGAAGAGCUGGAUUAGCCACGAACUGUUGGUGAGCAAAGAUGGGAAGGAAAGUCGCCUGGAGUUCACAAUGGGAGCUCAGCCAGUAAAAUGGGACUACGGAGAACUACCACCUAGUCCAGGCACUUGA